This is a messenger RNA of Morchella sextelata, 198 nucleotides long. RefSeq lists its product as uncharacterized. The transcript is spliced from 4 exons. The record is from RefSeq and is a predicted model, not a curated record. The coding region runs from base 1 to 198 and encodes 65 amino acids. NCBI's taxonomy places the organism in Eukaryota, Fungi, Ascomycota, Pezizomycetes, Pezizales, Morchellaceae.
AUGCUGUCUCUGGCUCAAAAUCUUCUCCCGAUGAAAAGAGUUUUGGGAAGGUUCAUGAGGAAGGUUAUUCGUCUACGUAGCGGUGAUGGGUAUCCGUCAAUGGUAGUGAAGACGAGUCACAAGCCUGAAUUCGGCUGGGAAUGUUGGCUGGGCGGAACAAAUGAACGUUCAGCUCCUUCGAUUAUAGGAAGUAGAUAA